AUGGAGAAGUCACUGCAUUCAACUUCCGCGCACGACAAGAACGCUACAGCCCAAAUUACUGCUCCGAACUCGUCAAUUCAGCAGAUGCAGCAUCCGAAUCAACUCGAUGCAUCAGUGCCUUCUGGCGCAACGAAUCAACAGAGUACACAGGCUAUAAUACAGAGAGCAAAGGAUGUCAUGGUGCGUGCAAAGACUUUUAGUGAAGGGCAUCGACCCAUUCCUGCAAGAUUUCAGUACACUGCUGCACAUCGAGCAGAGGCACGGGUGCUAAUGAAUAAGCUAGAAACGAUACAUCACAGAGUCAAGACCGUCAGUGAGCAGACUGAGGAUAUCCAAAGUUCCUUAGACAAAGACACGGUUGCGGCAAUGGCAAAGGCACAUCGAGAACACGAGGAGGUCGUAAAACUGUUGGACCAGGCUAGAAGUGUGUCUAUAAUGCCCCAGAGACGUGGUCUCGAGCAUCUGGAGCUGGACAAUAGCGAGAGUCAGCGGCGAACCGCUUCCGUGAAGAAUCCAUUCCGAAACCAGCGACUUGCACCUUCCAGAUUACUGCCACCUGGCCCUACAAACAGCAUCCCAGGUGUUGGAAUGCGACAGGUACCAGUCAGCAGCCUUGACACUCAGCCUCAAGAUGCAGCCAUAACCCCCGCGAACUCUGCACCCAUGGCACAAGCUACUGACACAGAGACGGGUAAUACAUCAGGUUUUAUGAUGCAGAAACCCGUAGCCUGCAAGAUCAACUCAAGCCGACGUAACCGCAUGCUAGAACAACAGCACAAACAAACAGGAUGUUGCAAACCCAUGUAG
This is a messenger RNA of Exserohilum turcica Et28A, 807 nucleotides long. RefSeq lists its product as uncharacterized. The coding region runs from base 1 to 807 and encodes 268 amino acids. NCBI's taxonomy places the organism in Eukaryota, Fungi, Ascomycota, Dothideomycetes, Pleosporales, Pleosporaceae. The record is from RefSeq and is a predicted model, not a curated record. The transcript has a single exon.